AUGGCUCUUAUUACGGCCGUGCCUCUCUCCUGCUGCUCUGACACCGGCGGGCUGGAGCGGCGGAGUCGCCUCCAGCGGGAAGUGCACUUCCGUUAUCUGCGCUCCCGCACCCCGGCUGCCCGCUCCCCCUCCUCAGCUCGCUCUCUCUGGAUGUUUAAGGCAAGGAUGAACAAACAGAUCCAGCCCGACCGCAAAGUGUCGGUGGUGGCCCCCUUGCCGGAGCGCGCGGGGCCGCCGCCGCCGCGAAAGGACGUGGAGCUGAUCCUGGUGAAGGAGCACAACGGAGUGCAGUACACCAGCAGCAACCUCCUGCCCGCCGCCCCGCGACACGGACCCCCUGACAGGGAGACCUGGGGAAAGAAGAUCGACUUCCUUCUCUCCGUCAUCGGCUUCGCCGUGGACCUGGCGAACGUUUGGCGCUUUCCGUACCUCUGCUACAAAAAUGGAGGGGGUGCUUUCCUUAUUCCCUAUAUCCUCUUUUUAAUCAUUGCUGGAAUGCCCCUGUUCUAUAUGGAAUUAGCACUGGGACAGUAUAACCGAGAAGGGGCUGCCACUGUGUGGAAAAUCUGUCCAGUUUUCAAAGGUGUAGGCUACGCAGUGAUACUCAUAGCUCUUUAUGUGGGAUUCUACUACAACGUUAUCAUAGCUUGGUCUCUGUAUUACCUAUUUUCAUCAUUCACAUUUGAGCUCCCCUGGACACACUGUGACAACAGUUGGAACAGUCCAAACUGUACAGAUCCCAAACUCUUCAAUGCAUCAGUGCUUGGCAAUGGUACCAAAUACUCGAAGUACAAGCUCACUCCUGCAGCUGAAUUUUAUGAGCGAGGAGUUCUGCACCUGCACGAAAGCCGUGGAAUCCAUGACCUUGGCUUGCCUCGCUGGCAACUUUCCCUCUGCCUCUUGGUGGUGGUUAUCAUUCUUUUCUUUAGUCUGUGGAAAGGCGUGAAGACUUCAGGAAAGGUUGUUUGGAUAACAGCCACUUUGCCUUAUGUUGUAUUAUUUGUCUUGUUAAUACAUGGAAUAACCCUGCCUGGCGCAUACAAUGGAAUAAAUGCAUACCUGCACAUAGAUUUCAGAAGAUUAAAAGAAGCCACAGUAUGGAUUGAUGCAGCUACUCAGAUAUUUUACUCCUUAGGAGCCGGAUUUGGUGUUUUAAUUGCGUUUGCCAGUUACAAUAAGUUUGACAACAACUGUUACAGGGAUGCUUUGCUGACUAGUACCAUUAACUGUGUCACAAGCUUCAUCUCAGGAUUUGCAAUUUUCUCCAUAUUGGGCUACAUGGCUCAUGAGCACAAAGUCAAAAUUGAGGAUGUAGCUACUGAAGGAGCUGGUUUAGUUUUCAUCCUGUAUCCAGAGGCAAUUUCAACUCUUUCAGGAUCUACAUUUUGGGCUGUGGUAUUCUUCAUCAUGCUACUUACUCUUGGUAUAGACAGUUCUAUGGGUGGAAUGGAGGCUGUCAUCACUGGCUUGGCGGAUGAUUUCCAAAUUCUGAAGCAGCACAGAAAGCUCUUCACCUUUGGUGUUUCUUUUGGCACUUUUCUACUUGCCCUUUUUUGCAUCACCAAUGGUGGGAUUUAUGUGCUCACACUUCUGGACACAUUUGCAGCUGGGACUUCGAUAUUGUUUGCAGUUCUAAUGGAAGCAAUUGGAGUCUCCUGGUUUUAUGGUGUGGACAGAUUUAGUGAAGACAUCCAGCAAAUGAUGGGCUUCAAGCCAGGCCUCUACUGGAGACUGUGCUGGAAAUUUGUUAGCCCUGCUUUUUUAUUGUUUGUCGUGAUAGUUAGCAUAAUAAAUUUCAAACCUCUGACCUAUGAUGACUACACCUUCCCUCUCUGGGCAAAUCGCAUUGGUUGGGGAAUAGCAUUGUCUUCCAUGAUACUUGUGCCUGCCUAUAUUAUCUAUAAAUUCAUGAAUGUGCGUGGGACCUUUAAAGAAAGACUAGCUUACUGCAUCACACCCGAAAAUGAGCAUCAACUCGUGGCCCAAGGAAAUGUCAGGCAGUUUAAGCUUCAACACUGGCUAACAAUAUGACAACCAACAGGUUGAGGAAAAAGCCAACAUAUUAAGUUAAACUGAGAAUACA
Molecule: messenger RNA, 2083 nt
Organism: Melopsittacus undulatus (budgerigar)
Lineage: Eukaryota; Metazoa; Chordata; Aves; Psittaciformes; Psittaculidae
Gene: SLC6A2
Product: solute carrier family 6 member 2
Biological process (GO): dopamine uptake involved in synaptic transmission; sodium ion transmembrane transport
Cellular component (GO): neuronal cell body membrane; plasma membrane; neuron projection
Molecular function (GO): dopamine:sodium symporter activity; neurotransmitter:sodium symporter activity; norepinephrine:sodium symporter activity
Source: RefSeq, a predicted model, not a curated record